Molecule: messenger RNA, 2082 nt
Organism: Amborella trichopoda
Lineage: Eukaryota; Viridiplantae; Streptophyta; Magnoliopsida; Amborellales; Amborellaceae
Product: O-fucosyltransferase 20
Cellular component (GO): cytoplasm
Source: RefSeq, a predicted model, not a curated record
UCCACUUUGCCGCCUCUUUCGUUCUCUACUUUUAGAGAGAGAAAGUUAGAGAGAGAGAGAGAGAGAAAAACAGAUUGACAGUGUUCUUCAGUCCUUGAGAGAGAGACCCCAAGAAGAUAUUGCGGCUCUGCAUUUUCCAGAGAGAGAGAGAGAGAGCGAGAGAGAGAGGAAUUCAAGAAACCCUCUGCUCCUGCAUUCUUGACACGGAAAAGAAAGUGAUCAAUCGAAAAUGGCGAAAUUCAAGAGCAAAUUUCCUUGCUAUUUGACAUUCACUCCUCAGACUUCUCUCUCUCACUACCCACCUUCCCUCAACGCCCUACUUCUCAUCCCAAAGAAACCCAUCUCCAAACCUCUCUGUUACAGACUGCGUUGCACAUUCAUUUUCUCUCUCUUGAUCUCCUGCUCUCUCAUGGCCACCCUCGCUGUAAACUUGGCCUCUCAUCUCACCACAUCAUUCCUAAUCCCCAUAAAGACCUCAAACCCCUGUGUAGAGAGAGAUGAAGAUGGGGAGAGAGGAAAUAAGGACUCUGUUUUCAUGGCACCUUUCCCUGAGAGAAGGCUUACAGAAAAUCUGAACGAAGAAGAGAAAGAAUUUUGGAAACAACCAAAUGGGUUGGGCUAUGAGCCAUGCCUUCAUUUCUCGAUUGGUUAUCGAAGAGCUUCGAGGAAGAAGAGAAAGGGUUUUGUAAUGGUGGUUGUUUCAGGUGGAUUGAAUCAGCAGAGGAAUCAGAUCGUUGAUGCUGUUGUGAUUGCUCGAAUACUCGAAGCUACCCUUGUGGUUCCAGUUCUCAAGUUUAAUCUAAUCUGGGAGGACAACAGUGAAUUCUCUGAUAUAUUCGACGCUGAACACUUUAAGAUGUCGCUAAGGCCGCACGUGCCAAUUGUCACGUCCCUCCCCUCUUCAUACCCGCGUCUCAAACCUUAUGCACACAAGAUUCCUCGACUUCUCACUCCUCUAUGGCUACGUGCCAAAUUCAUUAACAAGCUAGGUAGAGGAGGAGUGAUACUCCUAAAAGGACUCACAGAAUCGAGGCUUUCUAAAGAUCUUCCCCUUGACCUUCAGAAACUACGUUGCAAGGUGGCCUUCCAUGCUAUGAGAUUUUCGGCCCCAAUCAGAGCGGUGGGAAUGCGGUUAGCAGAGAGAAUGUGGACCAAGGGACCCUACAUUGCCCUUCACUUACGUUUGGAGAAAGAUGUGUGGGUCAGGACUGGUUGUCUUCCUGGUCUCUCACCUGUGUUUGAUGACAUUGUCGUUGGCGAACGCAUACAACGACCGGAGCUACUCACCGGAAGAUUGAACAUAACUUAUCACAAAAGGAAAGCUGCAGGCCUUUGCCCUCUAAAUGCCCUUGAAGUUGCAAGGUUAUUAGAGGCUCUCGGUGCACCAAGGAGUAGUAGGAUAUACUGGGCAGGAGGGGAAGCACUAGGAGGGGACGAAGCUCUACGUGCUUUGGUGGAGAGGUUCACGAACCUAGUGAAGAAGGAGACACUUGCAUUGCCCGGUGAAUUGGAGCCGUUCAUCAACAAGUCCUCAGCGUUGGCCGCCGUCGAUUAUAUUGUGGCCCUCUACAGCGACGUUUUCAUGCCAUCCCAUGGUGGAAAUAUGGCUCGCACCAUGCAGGGUCAUAGGGCAUAUUUAGGGCACAAGAAAUACAUAACACCCAAUAAAAGAGGGAUGUCUCCUUACUUUUCCGACCACUCUUUGCCUGAAGCCGCGUUCGUAACGAUAGCAAAACAUCUUCACAAGGACAAGUUGGGGCAACCAAGGUUGAGGUGCAGCAAGAAGGGGAGGGAUGUCACCGCAUUUCCAGUGCCAGAGUGCAUGUGCAGGCCAUUGUCAUGACUGCUUUUGAGAAACUCUUUGCGUCUUUCUUUUGUAGUGUAUCUUUGUAAAUUUUUUGCCUUUUCAUGAAAGUGUAGCCAGUUCUUUGAAGUGGGGCUUCAAAGCUGGUGGGUAAGAAGCAAUGAACAGCACCAUGCAGAACAUAUUAAUGCUGAGGUAUUUCCAUAAACUUUCAGGUGGUUUGGGCCACUUGUGCAGUGUCAAAGGGUAAGUAAAAUUGGGGCCUCAAAAAUCUGAGC